Sodiomyces alkalinus F11 is the source of this 561-nucleotide messenger RNA. RefSeq lists its product as hypothetical. The transcript has 6 exons. The coding region runs from base 1 to 561 and encodes 186 amino acids. The record is from RefSeq and is a predicted model, not a curated record. NCBI's taxonomy places the organism in Eukaryota, Fungi, Ascomycota, Sordariomycetes, Glomerellales, Plectosphaerellaceae.
AUGGGUUCUUGGGAGAGUGAGGAGAACUCCUCCCUCAACGCUGGCCAGGUCGAUGGAGGAGGCCCCAUAUUAUAUUUUGCCCUCCAGAACAGACCAGCAAAGUACGGACACGGAGGAGCCAUCCCCUUCACUGUUGGACUCCUCUGGACUCCACCGAAGGAGCCCCUGGCCCGCGCUCUGGUCCCCUGGCGGCUUUGGCUUUGGGCUUCUAGCGUGGAAUGCCUGCCCCUCUGUAUCCAACUCGCUAGCGUAUAUUUUCCGGGUCGCCUUAUUUUCCGGCCAGAUUUGCCUGAAGGCGACACUCAUUCGAUCUCGCCCACCAAAGAGGGAUUCACCAAAGGAGAGGAGGAGCAUUCUGGGCCGGGGUAUCAAGAGUUGGAUAACCGCACCAUGUUGGGGCUUCUCGAUAUAUGUCCCUACGCGCGGGACCAGCGACUGGAAAACGAUGCUUCGCAGGCCGCGGCUGCCGCAAAUCCCCCUCGCACAAGAGCGCUUAUCCUUCGCAAAGGUCAAUGCGUGGGCCCCAUCGACCCCCAAAUGCGCGGUUUCUUUUCGCCAUGA